AUUUCAGAGAGUGAAUAAAUGCAUGAUGGCAGAGUAUAGGAUAGGGUACUUCAGUGGAUAAAUUUUAAGCUUCAAAAUGAAGAAAGUUUUGCGACUUGUAAAGGGGAAAAACAAGGAUAAGGAUAAGGAAGGUUCCAUAUCGUCCCGGGGUUCAAUGCUAUCUCUAGCUGUGGGCCACAAACCAUCAGGUUUUUUGGGAAACUCUUCCUCUCCUCUUUCCCAUGGGAGAACACCUCUCCGACUGUUUCAGUCGACCACUGCUCUAGAUAUUGGCAGUGUAUCCAGCUAUGGUCUAGAACUCAAAGACAAAACUGUUUCAAAAAUUCAUCACGCUGCAUUGAACGGCGAUCUAGAAAAGUUAAAGAAAUAUUUGAAGAAGUUGGACAUUAACCUGAUAGACUCAAGGGGGAGGACACCGCUUCAUCUAGCAGCUUCUGCUGGACAUAUAAAUAUAUUAUUCCAGGACACCGCUUCAUCUAGCAGCUUCUGCUGGACAUAUAAAUAUACUAUACCAUCUAGGCAGAGAAAUAUUGACUCGUUAGCUGUGAUAUUAAGAAAAGGUUCGAACCCUGAUACUCUCAGCCAUGACGGUCUAUCCCCGCUACAUCUGGCGGUCAGCAUGGGAAACCCAGAGUUACUCCUUUGA
This is a messenger RNA of Eurytemora carolleeae, 646 nucleotides long. Its product is annotated as ankyrin repeat domain-containing protein 7. Gene Ontology annotation, molecular function: protein binding. The record is from RefSeq and is a predicted model, not a curated record. The transcript has 10 exons. Bases 77 to 646 code for a protein of 189 amino acids. NCBI's taxonomy places the organism in Eukaryota, Metazoa, Arthropoda, Copepoda, Calanoida, Temoridae. Gene Ontology annotation, biological process: regulation of gene expression. Gene Ontology annotation, cellular component: nucleus.